Molecule: messenger RNA, 6747 nt
Organism: Zootoca vivipara (common lizard)
Lineage: Eukaryota; Metazoa; Chordata; Lepidosauria; Squamata; Lacertidae
Gene: ATP10D
Product: ATPase phospholipid transporting 10D (putative)
Biological process (GO): phospholipid translocation
Cellular component (GO): plasma membrane
Molecular function (GO): ATPase-coupled intramembrane lipid carrier activity; ATP binding; magnesium ion binding
Source: RefSeq, a predicted model, not a curated record
GGGAGGCAGGGGAUCGGCUCGCAGCUGCAGGCUGUUGGCUGCGUGCUUAGGUUUCGGACCGCAGUGGGAACAUCGGCGGCAGGGGGAGAGCGUUCGAGUGCGCGGGGAGAAUCGAGGCCGUUUUUGUGAUGCGCCCAGGGGGAGAGCUAUAAAGGGCGCAACUUGAUUUGCACGAGAACAUGGCAGAGUGGGCCAGAUGCAAAUGGCAGCGCAUGUUUUCUGCAGAAGGCAAUAAUGAUGUCACCUUCCAGCAGCCGGGCAAGACCACCAGUAAACACAGGAUAGUUAUACCAUGUCUGGGGCAUUUUAAGGAAGAAUACGAAAAAGUAUCCCGCCUGUAUAAAACCAACAGAAUACGGACUACAAAGUACCGAAUUUGGAACUUUUUACCGAAGAACAUAUUCGAACAGUUUCACAGAGCUGCCAAUUUAUAUUUCUUAUUUAUAGUUCUGCUGAACUGGGUUCCAGUGGUGGAAGCUUUCAGGAAAGAAAUCACCAUGAUCCCUCUCGUGGUGGUUCUCACGAUUAUUGCUGUGAAAGAUGGUGUCGAGGAUUACGCAAAAUACCAGUUGGACAAACAAAUAAACAACAUAGUGACUCAGGUCUAUUGUAGACAUAAAAAGGCAUAUGUUGAGAAGUACUGGAAAGAUGUUAAAGUAGGUGAUUUUAUUCGACUGUUGUGUAAUGAGGAGAUUCCCGCUGACAUGGUGUUGAUAUAUACUAGUGAUGGAGAUGGAGUCUGUCACAUUGAAACAGCAAGCCUUGAUGGAGAGACCAACCUGAAACAGAGACAAGUUGUGAGAGGAUUUGGCGAGCAGGAAACGGAAGUUGAUCCGGAACAUUUCGUAAGCACGAUAGAGUGUGAGGCCCCAAACAAUGAUCUUACCAGGUUCCGGGGGUUUAUUGAGCACCCAGAUCAGGAACGAGUGGGCCUGAGCAAGGACAACUUGCUCAUGAGAGGAUGCACCAUCAGAAAUACAACAGUUGUUGUUGGCCUUGUGGUGUACGCAGGUCACGAAACCAAGGCAAUGUUAAACAACACGGGGCUCCGGUACAAGCGAAGUAAGCUAGAGAAGAGCGUAAACAGAGACAUCAUCUGGAGUGUUCUGCUUCUAUUUGUGAUGUGCUUGACAGGGGCCGUGGGUCAUGGAUUUUGGCUAGGUGCCCAUCCAGACCCACCUCUCUAUAGUAGCGGAAGGCAACUUUCUCCAGAACUGGGAGGAUUUAUUAUGUUCUGGACAAUGAUCAUUUUAUUGCAGGUUUUGAUCCCAAUUUCUCUUUAUGUCUCCAUUGAAUUUGUCAAAUUGGGGCAAAUCUAUUUUAUCCGGAAUGAUCUUGAUUUGUACGAUGAACCGACAGACACCAGGAUUCGGUGUGGUUCACUGAAUAUUGCUGAAGACCUUGGGCAGAUUGAGUACGUUUUCUCUGAUAAGACCGGAACCCUCACUGAGAACAAAAUGGUUUUCCGGAGAUGCAGCAUUGCGGGGAUGGAAUAUGGUCAUGAAGAGAACGCUAAGAGGCUGGAAUCAUACCUAGAGUAUUAUGAAGAGGAAGAAGAAGAAGAAGGACUACGUGCUUCAUAUUCCUCUUUGAGGCAUCCGUCAAAGUUUACCACCUCCAAAUCGGGUUAUUUCCAGAGUGCAAAGUCUUUGAGCCGCUUGUUUAGUUCCACCUCUGGCUUGCGAGCUAGUGUAUCACGCACAACACAAAUGGCGUUCAGCAGCCCAAUUGAGACUGAUGUUGUGCCAGAUGAACGCCUUGAAAAGAAGUUGAGGAGGGUCACUUUCAAAUCCUAUACAACAUCGGAGGUGAUAGGGCUAACCCCAGAGACAGUGUACAUCGCUGAAUUCUUCAUUGCUCUGGCAGUUUGCAACACGGUCGUUGUUUCAUCGCCUGAUCAACCACCGCGAAAGAGGCGAUGGAAUCCAAAAACCCGAGUUCCCACUUCACACUUAAUGGACCUGAAGCAUAUUUUCCAUAAGUUAUCUGCCCGAAAAAUAAGCCCCACCUCUGCUCGAAGCUCAGGUACGGGUGAAUCAGAGUCUGAUAGCCUGCGUUCACACAAACUGUCCAUUUUCCGUGUGAAGUUUCCGUCAUCUCUUUCGGAUCGCAGCUCUUCAUCCGGAAGCCCAACCAGCUCCAUAGCUUCAGCGCACGCCGAAAUGUCACCCAGAACCGGGCCUGGGUCAUCUCCUGAAGGCGAUCUGUUCUAUGAAGCAGAGAGCCCUGACGAAGCGGCCUUGGUUUACGCUGCCAAGGCUUACCAAUGCCGUUUGCAGUCCAGGAGUCCCGAGGUGGUGACGGUAAACUUGGAACCUUUGGGACUGUUGACAUUUCAGCUGCUGCACAUCUUGCCUUUCGAUUCCGUCCGCAAACGGAUGUCCAUUGUGGUGAGGCACCCCAUUUUGAACCACAUCGUCUUGUACACCAAAGGAGCAGACUCUGUCAUAAUGGAUCUGCUGGAAAAAGAACAAACAGGUAUUAAAAAGAUUGACGCGCAGAUGCAAAGAAUUAAGAGCAGAACUCAGAUGCAUUUGGAUGAGUAUGCUGCACAAGGACUGCGCACUCUCUGUGUAGCUAUGAAGGUGUUGAGUGACGAGGAAUAUAACGAAUGGUUAAAAGGACAUUAUGCCGCAGAACACAGCAUAGAGUGCCGGGAUGAUAUGCUCCUUGAGUCGAUGCAGAGGCUUGAGAACAAAUUAACACUGCUUGGUGCCACCGGGAUUGAAGACCGAUUGCAGGAAGGUGUUCCAGAAACCAUAGAUGCACUCCGAAAAGCAGGAAUUAAAAUCUGGAUGCUGACUGGUGAUAAAAGUGAGACAGCCAUCAACAUAGCACAUUCCUGUAAAUUACUGGCGCCAACUGAUACCAUCUUCGUCCUGCAGUCUGAUCACCUGGAUUCCUGUUCGUUGAAUAUAGACAAGAUUUUGGAUGAGAUCAAGUGGAAAGAAAACUAUGAGGCAAACCAUUUGAGAGUCCCAAACUCAUCGCUUGGUCCAAUUCCACAGUUCACUGCUUCCCUAGUUGUAGAUGGAGCUACAUUAGAAUUUGCCUUGCAUGACAGCAUGGCGAGGAAGUUCCUGCAGCUCACAGCACGUGUACGGGCUGUCAUCUGCUGCCGAGCCACCCCUCUGCAGAAGAGCAAAGUGGUAGGAAAGAUCCGAAAGGAACUGAAGGUGAUGACAAUGGCUGUAGGUGAUGGUGCCAACGAUGUUAGUAUGAUCCAAGUUGCUAAUGUUGGAAUUGGAAUCUGUGGCCAAGAAGGCAUGCAGGCUGUGCUGGCAAGUGAUUUUGCGAUUUCUCGGUUCAGACAUCUCAACAAGCUGCUGUUCGUACACGGCCACUGGUGUUACACGCGAUUAGCGAACAUGAUCCUUUACUUUUUUUACAAGAAUUUGGCAUAUGUAAACCUCCUGUUCUGGUUCCAGUUCUUCUGUGGGUUUUCAGGAACAGCCAUGACCGACUACUGGAGUUUGAUUUUCUUCAAUUUGCUCUUCACAUCAGUACCACCUGUCAUUUACGGUGUUUUGGAGAAAGAUGUCUCCGCAGAAGUCCUGUUGUACUUGCCAGAACUUUACAAAGCUAGUCAGAGAAAUGAGCCAUACCUGUUUUCAACCUUCAUAAUCAACUUAUUAGAUGCUUUUUACCAAAGUCUAGUUUGCUUUUUUAUCCCUUACUGGACCUACAGUGGCUCUGAUAUAGACCUCUAUUCUUUUGGGUGUCCUAUUAACACCUCCAUGUUUUUUACAAUAUUGUUACACCUCGUGAUUGAAAGCAAAUAUGUGAAUGUGGUGCACUUCUCUAUUCUAGCUGGUAGCGUCCUCCUGUUCUUCAGCGUUAUUGGGACGCUUGGAGCUACCUGCCUCUUCUGCAACCCACCAGCCAAUCCAUACUGGGUACUUCAGACACAUUUGUCUUCUCCAAGGUUUUAUCUGGUGUGCACACUUGCGACUCUUUUGGCUCUUCUUCCAAGGUAUUUGUUCAGGGUGCUCCAGACCACAGUAUUUCCAACUCCACUGAUAAAGGCCAAGAACUUGGAAGGUCGGGUCCUUACAGGACGGAGGAGUCUGCUGCGCAAUGCAAGUGUAGCCCAUCGUGAUGGGUAGAAUUGAUCACCAAGGGACAAAUGGGGAUUCUGGGUCUGCUAAUUCUGAAGACUCAGCAAAAGAAAACAACAUCAAGUGUUGUGGUUUGUUGCUGUUGCCAAUACAGUUAGUGCCGUUUUGUAAUAAUGUUGGAGACAGCAUGAACAGGCACCCAAGGCACAUCUGAAAAUGGCGGCAGGCUGAGUUGUGAGGGCACUGAAAUGUUUAAGCCCCUCAAAGGAAUUCUAUUCCAUCACAUAUGGAGCUAGUGAUUCUUAAGCUGGAGGGUUAGACUUUACUUCUGAAGAAGACCACACUGAUAUUUUCUCUCGUGAAUAAGGCUGAUUUGGAUUCUGCCUAGGGCAUAUAGGAGGGUCUAAAACACUCUGCCAAAAAUAGUGUUAUUUAUGCUUUAAUGUCCAAAAGAGGAAGGGUAGUACAUUUAAAUGAUCUUUCUCACAUGACUUUUCUUUUUUAUAUGAAAUUCAAGCCACCACCCACUGCUUGUGCUUUUUUUAAUAUACAAAAAAGUACUUAGAAUAAUUUGUUCAAGAUAUAAGCAAACAAAGAAAUGCUGUCCCUUGUUCCACAAUGGAUAAAUCAUUUCAUAUAAGCCUUGAUAGCAUGGAAGAGAUAUUUAAGCCUGGUCAGACAAAGAGGUUUGGGGAUUACUGAAUUUUGACUUUAUCCUUUCUACUGUUAUUAUAAUGUUUGUUUCUGGGGCAGUCAAUGUUAGAGCAGCUUUGUCUAACAAGAUGCACAAUAGUUCCCUCUGAAAAUAAGCUGUGCAAAACCUGAAUCACUUUCAUAAUAAAACAGUAUUUGUAACUCUUCAUGGAAGCAAGAUUCAUAGAUGAUAGGGGCCACUUCUCUGGAGAAUAAAGGAUGCAGGAAAGACAUUUCUACACAAGCACAGCAUUUUUGUAUAUAUGAUGAUUAUGUGAAUGUGAGAAACUGUCCGCUUUUAUUUCCUUAUGGAAGGAAUACUGUUAAAUUUGUUCUUUUAGAAAUGAAUAUUUGUACUGUAAACAGUGUGUGGUGCGGCUCCUCUUUUCCUUCCCUCUGCAAACAGAUUGGUGUUUUCAGAUAACAGACUUCUCACUACCCUUGCUUAAAAGAAUGUUCCAUAAAAAACUGAUGUUAAAAUGUUUAGGAUUUGGGGGUGGGGUGAUUCUGUUGGUUCAGUACUCUGCUAGGCACACAGCUAAACAGAACAUAUUCUGAAUUAAUUUACCAAGGUUCUAAAGAAAUCCCUGAGAGGAUGAAAGCACUGCAUAGGUAAUCAAAACACUUCUAAACAAGAUUCACUGCACAAAUUUCCUUUCUGCAUCAUAUCCCUUUAUGUUAAGAGAAAGACUUUCCAUUUAGUCCACAUGUGAACCAUUCUGACACAGCUUUACCUGUAGCUCAGACCUUUUGGGGAGGGUAGCCUGAUUUUAACUAUAAUUACUGUUAUCUGCAGCUGAACCCACUUAGCAUUCCCCAUCAGAGCUAAAAUACUGGUUUCUUUCAGCUGGCAUUCAAGAUUGCCUUGCCAUAACAAAUAGUAAUCUCUAUUCAAUAUGCAACUGUAUUUUCCAGGAUAAUGACCCCAGGUUACCAUGACCUAAUUUUGUGUCACUGUGUCCAAUUAAAACAUGCUCUUUCUGCUGUGCUCUCCACAAUGCAUGUGGAGAUCUAUAAACACCAAAUAUUGAAAGUACUGGUUUCUAAUCAUGUGUCACAAUUUUUAAGGCAAGGGUAGGAACUUUUUGGCGCUAUGCAGAUCUUUAUCUCCUGCCCACUUCCCCAUGCCAACUUCGGCAGGCAGGUGGGCCCUGUCAAUCAGCUGAUGCCAUAGUGGCAUGUGAUUGACAUCUGCCACAGCCCAGCACUAAUUGCCCAACUAUCAGUUGAGUGUCAAAAGGCCCUUUUUCAGCCAAGCCCUGCCCUUAGCUGCUGUGUAAGACUGGUGCAUGUGACUUGGCUGACCCAAUGAGGAGGCCUGGUGGGGCCAAAUUUGGCCUGCAGGACAAGAGGUUCCCUGCCCAUUUUAAGGCUUAUUUACAGUGCAUGACAUGGAAUAAGUCCCAUGGGAUUCAGUCCAACCUAUUUUUGAGUAACCACACAAAGCACUGCACUGCAUCCUUCCAUGCUGCUGGUGCCCCUCUUGUCUAACAGCAGUGAAAGAUGCCUGCUUCAUAGGCAUCUUUCCAUUCUUGGAAGGAAAAAUGAGUGCCAGUUCCCUGGCUUAAGCUCUAGAACAGGCAUGACAAACCUGCGGCCCUCCAGAUGUUUUGGCCUACAACUCCCAUGAUCCCUAGCUAGCAGGACCAGUGGUUGGGGAAGAUGGGAAUUGUAGUCCAAAACAUCUGGAGGGCCGCAGGUUUGACAUGCCUGCUCUAGAAGUUUCCAUGCACAUAUGCAGAUCCUGUAAUUGUGACUGGACAGACCACCGCUCAAGAGACAAAAGUAAGCAAUCUAUUUUAAGUCAUGGAACCUGAAUCAUACGAUCACUCCGUACAUGAGCACCAUUCAUCAUUCACCACUGGCAAAAGAAGGAAGCGUGUACAGUACUUGAUUUCGAUAACCCUGCAUAAUGGCAUUUUUCCACAUGCUACUCAAGCAACAAACUUAAACUGGUCGCAGUUUUUAAAGCUGAUAACGUGAUUUUGCACUAACC